AUGUCAACUCAAUCUAAGCUGGCUAAGGCUUAUCGUACUCUAGCCCGUGAUUUCGAAGCAGUUGCUGAUUUGCUAGAUGCGACCAAGGCCGACACGAUUGAGUCAAGCAACGAAGUAACCGAGAAGGCUGAUAAAGUCGACAAGAAGAAGAACAAACGCAAGGCGAGGGAUCCCAAUAUGCCCAAGCAGCCCAAAAGUGCAUAUAUUCUUUUCAGCAUGGAUAAACGCGAGGAAGUCAAAAAGGAGAUGGGUGGCAAUGUCCGCGAGGUUAUGAGUGAACUCGCUCGUAGAUGGCAAGCCCUUUCAGAUGACGAGAAACAGCCUUAUGUCGCCCGAGCUGCAGAAGAAAAGGAUAAGCACGAGAAGGAGAUGGAAGAAUAUCGAUCCAAAAAGGCUACGGAUGAAGGCAAGGCGGAACCUGAUCUUACAACCAAGACUAAGCGUGACAAUUCUCCCUCGAACGACUCGGAUUCAUCGUCAUCAGCCGAACCUGCCAAAGCAAAUAAGACCGAGCACAAGCCAAAGCCAAAGAAGCAUGAUUCUGACAUUGUUUCCCAUGAAAAAACUAAGAAGUCUAUCAAGAAGAAGGAUGCUGCUACCAACAAGAAGGACAAAGCUACCGAAAAGCCUAAGCAGGGUAUAAAGAAGAAGGAACCCAGUUCGAGCACACCCAAUAAACAGCCGAAGAAGAAGGCCAAAAAGGACAAGUCUUCCAAGUCAGCUUGA
Molecule: messenger RNA, 726 nt
Organism: Lichtheimia ornata
Lineage: Eukaryota; Fungi; Mucoromycota; Mucoromycetes; Mucorales; Lichtheimiaceae
Exons: 3
Coding region: 1-726 (241 amino acids)
Source: RefSeq, a predicted model, not a curated record